AUGGUCUUGGCCGCAGAGAACUUGGCAGAAGCCGGCCUCUCAUGGCAACAGACGCUGUCUCUGGUGAUCGGCGGCAGCGACGUGUCGAACCCCGUCUUCGAUGACCUGUUGCCCGAUCACCUGGAUGUCGGCAUCGCCCCAUUGCGGAUACCUGGACAGGCGAUGUGGCUGGUGGAUGCUGUGGCAGGGCGCCAAGUGCUCGCGGUCGACUUGGCUAAACGGCUGGAUGACUUUACACGUGAGCUCCCGGAGAUCUCUGUGGCACAGUCCGCGCUUGAUCAUGUCAUGUCCACCUAUGUUUACAAUAUGGACAAAGCCUACAAGAGGCUUGAGUCAUAG
Messenger RNA from Symbiodinium necroappetens, 339 nucleotides. The record is from the annotation of a GenBank genome assembly. Lineage: Eukaryota; Dinophyceae; Suessiales; Symbiodiniaceae.